Sporisorium graminicola is the source of this 3054-nucleotide messenger RNA. RefSeq lists its product as uncharacterized. NCBI's taxonomy places the organism in Eukaryota, Fungi, Basidiomycota, Ustilaginomycetes, Ustilaginales, Ustilaginaceae. Gene Ontology annotation, biological process: mRNA splice site recognition. The transcript has a single exon. The record is from RefSeq and is a predicted model, not a curated record. Gene Ontology annotation, molecular function: mRNA binding. The coding region runs from base 1 to 3054 and encodes 1017 amino acids. Gene Ontology annotation, cellular component: cytosol.
AUGGCGACCGAUGCCCCAUCGCAGAGCAUGCCUCCCUUCAACCUCUCCCAGUACCCUUCCGACGACGUGGACCGCUUGACAGGAGUUCGUAGAUCUCAACUCUCUCGAAACGUAUCGUCGGAUGAAGGGGACGCGACUGUCAACCUCCCACCAUCCAGUGCAAGCGCCAACACGCAGCUUGGACACGAAUCUAUGGGCUUCACCGGCAUGUUCAACCCCAACAACAACGGUUCGAGCAACACCGCCAUGAGCAACAGCAUCUCGAGUCUGCACAGCAACGCUUCGAGCACAACCUCAGGCAGCAACUUUGCCCCUUCUAGGACGGGCCUCGAUCAGGCCAGUCGUUUACGCCAGACGUUCAACACUGCCCGCAGCUCGUCGCCUCUUUCGCGCCCUCCUCUCUUCAGUCCAGGUCUGUUGCACGAAGUCGAGCGUUCGGCUCAACACCAAGUCAGAUCACCAUCUGGCUCCCACCCUGCCUCGUCACCGCCUCCCAGGAGCAACGUCACCUCUCCUCGUUACUUUUCCGAGGCUCAGCACUUGGCAAACGCGCCUCCGCAUCUUCAGCACAAUUUCCAGACCUCACAUCAGCAUUCUCAACCCCAGCAUCACCAUCAACAGCAGCAUAUCCAGCAACAGCAGCAGCAACAUCCCUCGCAACAGCAUUCUUCCAACUCUAGCAGCCACCCUCCUCCUCCGUCGCAUAUGUCGCAUCACCACACCGCCCCGAUGCAUCCGUCAUGGCAAGCUCGCAAUGGCGGCAUGGGCCCGCUCGACUUUCCGCCAUCGGCGCAUCCUUCGGGACUGGGUCCUUCAGAUCGCCCGCACUCGUCCAUGUCCGAACGCUCCUCCCGCAUUCACGAGAAUGCCGCUCACGCUAUGGCCCUUGGCGGCGCACAGAGUCCCGUCGGCAGUAUCAAUAAGGAGCCCGAGUUCAGCAUCUUUGUUGGCGACCUGAGUCCUGAUCUGCGCGAGGAGGAUCUCGUGUCCCAAUUCUUGCAACCCCCUGCUUGGCCUCACAACCACCCCUUUGCUUCCGCAUUGGUCCAUGCCCAGCAGACACAGGGCAUCUACCAGCCUGGCACACAUAUCGGCCCUGCGCCCUUCCACUCGACCAAGUCGGCCAAGAUCAUGACCGACCCGGUCACGGGCGUCUCGAAAGGCUAUGGCUUUGUGCGGUUCGCGCUCGAGGCCGAUUGCAACCGUGCCCUUGUCGAGAUGCAGGGCGUCGUGGUCUCGCCUGCCAAUGGUCUCUCGCCCGGUCGUCCGCUUCGCGUCAGUACGGCGACACCCAAAAAUCGCGGAGGUCCACCCCCUCCUCUGCUUGGACCGAAUGCACCAGGAGACCCGAGUCAGCAGCAUCUGCAAAUGCCGCGCCCACAUAACCCGGCUCAGAGUGCAGGACCUUCCUUCUUGUAUGGCGGCGCGCCGGGCGUUGGCGGACCAGGUGCUCGAUCUGAGGUGGUUUCUCCUCAGCCGCACCUUCGUCAGCAGUCGAGUCCAACCCAUCCUAGUUCGCUCGUCUCUCCCAUCUCACCCGCAUCGCCUUACGAAGGUGUUGGCGGCAGCAACAUGCCCGCUUCCUUCGGUCCACUCUACGGAGGCUUUCCAGGAAACGUCGUGGAUGGCCCUCGCGACGCGUCGCCUGCUGGCAUGGCGCGCUCGCACACGCCCUCGUCCGCCCCUGCGACCACGCAACAGGGCGGGGGUGGUGGCAACCCCGGCGACAGUGCGGCUGAUCCGAACAACACGACUGUCUUCGUGGGCGGCUUGUCGUCGCUCAUCUCGGAAGCCACGCUCACGAGGUAUUUCGAGCACUUCGGCGAGAUCACCUACGUCAAGAUCCCGCCCGGAAAAGGUUGCGGCUUUGUUCAGUAUGUGCGCAAGCAGGAUGCAGAGAAUGCCAUUCAGCGCAUGAACGGGUUCCCCAUCCUCAACUCCAAGAUUCGCCUCAGCUGGGGACGCAGCCAGGGCGACAAAGCAGCCGCCGCAGCUGCGCAGAAUAUGGCGCAGUAUGCCCAGCUGGGCGCGCUUGCUGGUCUCAGUCAGUCUCAGCUCGCGCAGCUCGUUGGACUUGGCAACGCUCUCAGUGCGGUACAAGCUCAGGCGCAGGCUCAAGCCCAGGGACCUGUGCAGAGAGGCCCGCCCGGAUUCGGUCUCGGAGGCGCAGGUGGUCUAGCCAACGAUCCUCUUUCGACGCUGGCAAGGCAGCUCGCCGCGGCGAAUCUCGGCGCUGGUGCUGCUCCGCCCGUACACGGUAGCCAGGGCCUUCCUAGCAUGGGACAGCGAGCACCUCUACCGUCGUUCCUUCAAAGUCAACAACACCAGCAACAGCAGCAUCCACCCCAACUCCCGCACUUCCAACCACAACAGCAGCAGCAGCAGCAAACCCCCUUCCGUGGCCAGCCUGGGUUUGCAUCCUCUCAGAACUCUGGUCUGCUUCCCAUGGGUCCGAACGGAGUCAUGACCGGCCCAGGCUAUGGCAGCAAUGGUGGUGGUGGUGGCAGCUCGCACUCGAAUCAAGGAUUCGACUUUGACCAACGAGGUGCGUCCUCCGAACAGGCAUUUGGACCGCAGGAUGGAUCUCGUUCACGACCGAUGUUCCCGCUCCAGCAACACCAACAGCAGCAGCCGGACGACUUUUCCGGGAUGCCGCCGCUGUCGGAAUCCGAGUUAGCGGAUGCCCUUGCCAGCCUGGAUUUUGACGAGACGUCGCGUGCCGCACUGGCUCAGCGACUGCAGGCCAUGCAGCAGCAGCAUCGAGACGGCGACGUAGACGGUUUUGGGGCCGGGUCCGGUUUCAAUGUCAAUCAAGGUUCUGCCAACAAGCGACCCGAUCCGUUUUCGGGAGGCUACAAUCGCGAUCCGAACGCGUUCAUGUUCAGCCCCUUCAGCCCGUCCGAUUCGCCCGUUGUGGGUGGAAAGGAUCUACCCAACUCGCAAUCCUCGUCCUCGUCGCUCCAUCUUUCGCACCGGGCGGACGAGGAUGGCGCAAACCCAACCAAGGAGGCCACCACGGGGGCUACUGGCUCUGGUAGCGGUGCUGAUCGUUAA